AUGGAAGGGGACUCAUUGCCUAGAGGAUAUUUAUCCACCUUGGCCAGAAAGUACAAUGUUCACAGAUCAACAACAACAAGAUGGUUCCAGAGGACCACUGAAAGAAGCUAUGUUGUAGCCCUUCAUGCGUCAUCCUCCACCAUACAUAGGUUAAGGAAGAAAGGCAGAUUUAGAACACACACAUCAACUAAUUAUCCAGCACUCACUGAUAAUCACAAAAUAGCAAGACUGAAGUGGGUUCUAAGCUUUGUGAACCCCAUUCCUGUUGUAGGAGAUCCUACCUUUAGGGAUAGGCAGCAAACAAUUCACAUAGAUGAGAAGUGGUUUUACUUAAACCUAGAAACAAGAACGUUUUAUCUGCUACCAAAUGAGGAAGACCCAUACAGAGCACAACAAUCUAAGAGUUUCAAGCUAAAAGCUAUGUUCAUGGGUAUGAUUGGCAAGCCAAUGUAUGAUGAACACAAGAACCUCUUGCAUGAUGGGAAGUAUGGGUUGUUCCCUUUUGUCAAGUAUGAAGUUGCCAAGAAGAAAAGCAAAAAUAGAGACAACGGAACACUAGAGACAAAGUCCAUUCAAUAUCAAUCAUUUCCUAAGAAUCUUGAUGAACUAAUAGAGAAAGUGGAAGAAUCUUUUGAUGAAUCUGAUCCAACUGUGAACAAGUACACAUGGAUCACCCUACAAUCUUGCAUGCUUGAAAUACUAGCAAAGAAAGGUGGGAAUGAUGGGCGUUAG
This is a messenger RNA of Chenopodium quinoa (quinoa), 732 nucleotides long. RefSeq lists its product as uncharacterized. Gene Ontology annotation, molecular function: nucleic acid binding. The record is from RefSeq and is a predicted model, not a curated record. The coding region runs from base 1 to 732 and encodes 243 amino acids. The transcript has 3 exons. NCBI's taxonomy places the organism in Eukaryota, Viridiplantae, Streptophyta, Magnoliopsida, Caryophyllales, Amaranthaceae.